Molecule: messenger RNA, 2918 nt
Organism: Microcebus murinus (gray mouse lemur)
Lineage: Eukaryota; Metazoa; Chordata; Mammalia; Primates; Cheirogaleidae
Gene: TRIM72
Product: tripartite motif containing 72
Molecular function (GO): protein binding; zinc ion binding
Source: RefSeq, a predicted model, not a curated record
UCCUGGGAGGUCUGUCCACUUGCUGUGUGCCCAUCAUGCAUGGUGUCCGCUGCCAGCUGCUCCUGAGUCUCCUGUCAUUCCUCUGAGCUUGUUGCUUGUCUUUGUACACGGCUCUGACCGCUCCACGGUUAGGCCUUGUCUUUGUACAUCGCUCUGACUGCUCCACGGUAGGCCUGACCCAACUGGUCCUCCUGGGACUCUCUUUUGGCCUCAGAUCUCCAACAGACUUGCCCGCUAUGUCGGCUACGCCCGGCCUCCUGCACCAGGAGCUGUCCUGCCCGCUGUGCCUGCAGCUGUUCGACGCGCCUGUGACGGCUGAGUGUGGCCACAGUUUCUGCCGUGCCUGCCUUGGUCGCGUGGCAGGGGAGCCAGCAGCGGACGGCACUGUCCCCUGCCCCAGCUGCCAGGCACCCACGCGGCCUCAGGCACUCAGCACCAACCUGCAGCUGUCGCGCCUGGUGGAGGGGCUGGCUCAGGUGCCACAGGGCCACUGCGAGGAGCACCUAGACCCGCUGAGCAUCUACUGCGAGCAGGACCGCGCGCUCGUGUGCGGCGUGUGCGCCUCGCUCGGUUCGCACCGUGGCCACCGCCUGCUGCCCGCCGCCGAGGCCCACGCGCGCCUCAAGACGCAGCUGCCCCAGCAGAAGCUGCAGCUGCAGGAGGCGUGCAUGCGCAAGGAGAAGAGCGUGGCCGUGCUGGAGCAUCAGCUUGUGGAGGUGGAGGAGACAGUACGCCAGUUCCGGGGAGCCGUGGGGGAGCAGCUGGGCAAGAUGCGGGUGUUCCUGGCCGCGCUGGAGGGCUCUUUGGACCGCGAGGCAGAACGCGUGCGGAAUGAGGCAGGGGUUGCCUUGAAGCGGGAACUGGGGGGCCUGAAUUCUUACCUGGAGCAGCUGCGGCAGAUGGAAAAGGUGCUGGAGGAGGUGGCCGACAAGCCACAGACUGAGUUCCUCAUGAAAUACUGCCUGGUGACCAGCAGGCUGCAGAAGAUCCUGGCAGAGUCACCACCGCCCGCCCGUCUGGACAUCCAGCUGCCCAUCAUCUCAGAUGACUUCAAAUUCCAGGUGUGGAGGAAGAUGUUCCGGGCUCUGAUGCCAGCGCUGGAGGAGCUGACCUUUGACCCGAGCUCGGCGCAUCCAAGCCUGGUCCUGUCUCCCUCGGGCCGCCGCGCGGAGUGCUCGGAGCAGAAGGCGCCGCCGGCCGGAGAGGACCCGCGCCAGUUCGACAAGGCGGUGGCGGUGGUGGCGCAUCAGCUGCUCUCCGAGGGCGAGCACUACUGGGAGGUGGAGGUGGGCGACAAGCCACGCUGGGCGCUCGGCGUGAUCACGGCGGAGGCGCCCCGCCGCGGCCGGCUGCACGCGGUGCCCUCGCAGGGGCUCUGGCUGCUCGGGCUGCGCGACGGCAAGACCCUGGAGGCGCACGUCGAGGCCAAGGAGCCGCGCGCGCUGCGCGCCCCCGACAAGCGGCCGUCCCGCAUCGGCCUCUACCUGAGCUUCCGCGACGGCGUGUUCUCUUUCUACGACGCCAGCGACGCCGACGCGCUGGUGUUGCUCUUUGCCUUCCACGAGCGACUGCCCGGGCCGGUGUACCCCUUCUUCGACGUGUGCUGGCACGAUAAGGGCAAGAACGCUCAGCCGCUGGUGCUCGUGGGGCCCGACGGCGAGGAGGCCUGAGCCGUGCGGGGCAGGGGCUGCGUCAGGCCAGGAGGGAGCCGGGUGGGGGGAGGUUGCCAGGGCUGAAGACAGGGCCUAGAGGGCUGGGGACGGGGGUCCCCCAGAGUUCUGAGAUGUGGGGGGCUUGGCAAGGACAACCCUUUGGGGAGGGGCUGGGGUGACGUGGGGAACAGGAUCUGAUGGGGAAGGGGGAUCUGAAGACAGGUCAGUGAGGAAAUGUGAGUCUGCGAACCAGGAGGCUGGAGGGUUCCAGGGAGAAACUGAGGUUGAGGGGGGAGGGCCAGGGCCAGGUUCAGGGAGGAUGGGGGAGGAGUUUGUAGCGUGAGGGCCCUGCAGCCGCUCUCCUGGAGGCCUUGGGGCAGGGGCCUUCCUCUUCAUGGUUCUCUGACUUGAGCUUGCAUCAAAAUCACCUUUUAAAAUCAUAGAUGGCUGAGUUUCUCAUUCAGUAGGUCUGGGCCAGGUAAAAAGCGUGCAUUUCUAACACGCUCCCAGUGAUGCGGAUGCUGCUGGUCACAGGGGUAUCACGAGGGAGGACUGGCGACCUAGAGCUCCCCAUUGCUUUACUCAGCUUUCAGGGUAGUCGCAGCAUACAUAGAUCCAAUAUGCUCUUCCUCUCAACAGACAUUUAAAAACUGCCAAAGCCUGUGCUGGGUGAAUAAACCAACUCUCAACUUAUUUCCUUUUGCUUCUGGAACAUGUUUACUGAGUGUCUUGAACACUGAGGAAAUCCCCCAAGUUGCCAACCAAGAGAAAGAGCCUGAUGCGAACCCCACUCUGGGCCCUGCUGCUUGUGGGGAGCAGAAGGCUCCACUAGAUCUCCCAGCUGGGACCUCCCUGAUCAUUCGCUGGUUCAUCCCUUCUUUGGUUUUAGCUCAAAGGCCCAUUUCUUGGGCGCUGGAGUAACCACUGAGGCCCAGAGUGAGAGUCCCUCUUCCCUGGAGGGCAAACCUUCAGGCAGGCGGCCCCUGGCAGCUGCUACCAGUGUGGGGUUUCCUUGGGGGACGGUGGGUUUGGGACUAAAACAGUGAAAGGAAGGUUGUAGGUGGGGUAAGAGAGGCCUAAAGAUCUGGCCCAGGAGGGGACCCCUGAGUGUGUCCCCCAGGGAAGUGUCUGUUGGGCCCUGGCUUUGGGAGAUAGAAGAGAGGAUUCAUUUUGGAAGCUCUUUCAUGCUAGGAAAUAAAACUAUAAAAUAAAAGGAUUGUUUGGUUGUUAAAUCCAAUCCCAUUAAUAAAAACUAUUAUAUUCUGA